CAUGUUACAGGCUGAUAAAGACAUCUGGUCAGUUACACGCCGAGGGCUGGGCGAACUCUGGAGCUGGAAACCUCCUGCAAAGCCGCAUCCAUCCACAUUUGUUUGCUUAGCUUCAGUUUAGACACAGGCACACAGCACAUUUCCCAGCCUCCUGGCGUGGCGGAUUCCACGAUGUUCUAUUUCCACUGUCCUCCGCAGUUAGAUGGGGAGUGUUGUCGGACAAAUUCGUUGAAUUCCGGCAGUUUCGGUGGGCACAGUACCAGCGAUUUCGACGAUGGUUUCCUCCGUAGAAAACAACGCCGGAACAGGACAACUUUCACCCUGCAGCAGUUAGAAGCUCUAGAAGCCGUUUUUGCACAGACGCAUUAUCCAGACGUAUUCACCAGGGAAGAACUCGCAAUGAAGAUCAAUCUUACUGAAGCAAGAGUUCAGGUUUGGUUCCAAAACCGAAGGGCGAAAUGGAGGAAAACAGAAAGGGGGAAUUCGGAUCAGGAAGCGGGAAAGGACAGUGCCGCCGAUGGAUCGCCGCCCAUGAGGAACCUAAACUCCCCUUCUCAAAUGGAGCCCAGCAGAAACAAAAAAGAUUCGUUGGAAAUGCAACAGAACCUCAGCCGGACAGUGGGUCCCACCGCUCCCUUCUUCCCUUCUUGCUUGCCCACUACUCUUCUCAACACUGCUACUUAUGCACAAGCUCUUACCCAAGUUGCAACGCUGAAAGGAAAUUCCCUAUGUUCCUGCUGUGUGCCAGACCCAAUGGGUCUCUCCUUUUUGCCACCAUAUGGCUGCCAGAGCAAUCGAACGGCGAGUGUGGCAGCACUGCGCAUGAAAGCACGUGAACACUCUGAGGCAGUCCUCCAAUCGGCCAACCUGCUUUCUACUGCCAACAGCAGCCCAGCUGUUGGACCAAAACCCUCCUUGGACAGCGACCAGGAGAAGGCCAACCAUCCCAAAGAAAAGAUUGAAACUGAACGGAACGUAUGAGGAGAAGAAGAGAGAACCGUAACUGUAGAGACAACGCUUAAGCUCACUUUAAGACAUCAUUGUGAAUGUUCUCACAGCUCUAAAGAUGUUGGAUCAACCAUAUGAUCAAGACAUGACUCUAUCUGUACAAAAACUAAGAUAUUCUUACCUGAGUCAAAGCCAAAAAGAUGUAUAUAGAUGAAUUCUGGAUUUUGCAAUGCAACAGUUACCUUCCUUUUUUUAAAACCAUGUUUAUUCCAAUCUUGGCUGCAUGGGAAGAUAGUCACUUGCUAGAAUUGUCUUGCACUAGAUUUGGUGCAGCAGGUAAUUUAAAAAGGGAAUACAUAAGGCCAACAAAUCACUUCCUUGGACCACACGCAAUUUUAACUAUUGCCUGUUUAUAGUGCAAGGGGGAGAUUAUAAUCUCAUGCAGGUGAGUGAGCAUAGACCAAGCGUGAACAAUAACAAACAGCAGCUGCAGAUUUCCACUAAAGUUGCAGAUACAAAUGGUUGUUCUGGAAGAGGUGACCUUCUGUGUGCAAUAAAGCUGUAAGCUUCUAGGUCAUUAUGAUACAGUAGAUUUCUAUUAAGUGGAUAAACUGUUAACAGGAAUUCAUUUGAAAUAUUAAUAGCACAAUCUCUGGUAUACUUUCCACUGCAACAAAAGGAUUUAUGAAUUUAAUUUUAUGCUGUUAAUUUUAACUUGACAUUCUGAUGAAAUAUGAAAAUACUGUAACAGUUACAAGCAGUGAGACACAACAGUACUGUACUUAUUGCAGGCUGUAAAUACCAUUAAAACAUGCAAUUUUGGGGAGAGCAAGUAUUGUAUUCAUUUAAGGAGACAUUAAUAGUGAAGGGGCAAGAAUGGAUUGGUCCUAAAACUGAACAGUAUCUUCCAUCGUUGCUGUUCUAUUUUAACAGAUAUAUUCACUAAUCAGAUAUUUUACUCAGAGGUUCAGUGAGCACAUUACAGGUCAUUUCUGCAAUAUCUGACAUUAUUUCAGUGUUAUUCCUUUAAACAACUCCUGUUUUAGAUGACUGGCCAUAUUGUAGGACAAUCCUUGCAUCCCAAUCUGUAAUUAUUGGGAUAUUACCUUAUUUUUCUCUAAAACAUGAUUUACUGGCAUAAAAUUGAACUUUACAUGAUCUCUGCUCUCAUAGCCUAACUUUCAAGUUUAAUUGUUUGAUUAAAUUUGUAUUUCCAACAGAAAGGUACAUAAAUAAAUGAACUGUUGAGCAAAUUAAGAAUACUUAACAGCGUUGCAUCCGAAAAGUAGUUACACUGAUUAAAUUUUGUGUCCUUGAGGAUUUUCAGGAAAUUACUUUUGAUCGUCAAUAACACAAUUAAGUAAACUACACGCACAUUAGCAUGAAUAAUUGAUAAGAAAUUAUGUAUUACCACGAAGUACUGAUUUAAUAAUUCAUGAUGCGACACUAGUGACUGUUGCAGUACUAGAUAACGUGGAAUUCUUGCCUGGCGCUCGAGGCAGUGUGCAAUUACAAGGGUUGGAAGGUGGAAGGUUGUGUAUUUAUGAUGCAUGGUUUAACCUCUUUGUUAAAAAAAUAAAUUAAUAAAGAUUAAAAAGUAA
Carcharodon carcharias (great white shark) is the source of this 2549-nucleotide messenger RNA. It is a transcript of the gene drgx, whose product is annotated as dorsal root ganglia homeobox. Gene Ontology annotation, molecular function: DNA-binding transcription factor activity, RNA polymerase II-specific; RNA polymerase II transcription regulatory region sequence-specific DNA binding. The transcript has 7 exons. NCBI's taxonomy places the organism in Eukaryota, Metazoa, Chordata, Chondrichthyes, Lamniformes, Lamnidae. The record is from RefSeq and is a predicted model, not a curated record. Bases 172 to 981 code for a protein of 269 amino acids. Gene Ontology annotation, biological process: regulation of transcription by RNA polymerase II.